GUGCAAUAUCCUGUGCCAUCCAGUGCUUCCUGCCGUUCCGACACCUCUCUUUCAGCGACUGCAUCGCAGUCCCACCUCUUCGCUUCACCAUCGCCGCCAACGCGCCUGGCGCCAUCUUCAGCCGCAGCUAUUCAGGGCUGACAAGGUGAGGAGCAGGUGAAGUGAAGCGCUCAGUGAUGCCAUCUUUGUGCCGCCGCAAUUGGCGUGUGCUCUGAAAUGCAGACUGCUGACCCGUCUGCAAGGAAGAGCAGCGUGGCUGUCCCCCGGCUGCCCCUUGUUUUUUGCGUGAGAAUCGUGAUGCAUGUGUUGAAGGAGGUGCGCGUCAACGAGGAGGACCAGACGCCCGUGCUCGGCGCCGCACUGCCCAACCCGCUGUCCGGGUUCAUCAACGAGCACGGUGGCGGCAACAACGCCAGCAUCCUCACCACCACGGACGCCCCAAGCCGCAUCUGGAAGACAGUGCCCAUCGAACAACACACGUGCCUGUCGGAUGUGGAGGAAUUCUAGCACGUUCAAGACGCUAAUGCUGCCAACCACCAACACCAGCAGCCUCGGCAGCACCGCCCGGGGUGAGCGAGAGACCGGCAGUGCGGCAGCGGCUAUCGAAACGAGCAGGCUGGAGCACUUGCGGGACUCGGCAAGUGCCGACCUCACUGCAAUAGACGAUGGGCCGACCAAGGCCCCCUUUGUGCGGAUCUUCGGCGCCCGCAUCGACCCUGAGCGACCGGCCAUGCUCGUCGAGGGCGAUAUCGAGACCCCCAUGGAACAAGUCCCACCAGGUGCGUCUGCGUGUCACACGAAAGAAAGGAAGGAGGGAAUCUAGAGAGGGGCAGAAAGAGAGGAUCUCAUAUUCUCUGUCCCGUGCUCUUCUUCUCUUCCGUGUGUGUUGACUCACUCAAUCAGGCGCCUACACGCCGCUGGAUGGGUUUCUGAGAGUGCAGUCGUUCACGGCCCAGCCUAGGCCGUUCUCGAUGGUCACUCGGAGGCUGAGCUGGUGAAUGGUGUGGGGCUGCUCGGUGGUGAGCAAGGGCUCCCAUAUCCGCUCCAUGUACUCGUGAAGGACCUCGCCCAGCAGCACAGAAAGGGCCUCCGCCCCAGGGCAAAGAGGAUGGCCACCUCCCUCACCCACAUCUUGGCUCACGGGCACCCCCGCCGCUUUGGACGAGGUGACGGCCCUGCUGCUGGUUUGGGAGUGGCGGGCCAAGGACAGUUCCAUGGGUAGCAUGACGGCGGCCGAGCAGCAGGCCGUGUGGGCGGCGGUGGCGAGGGCGGAGGACCGCAUGAGGGCGGCAGGCUACGAGCGGCUGUUUAAGUGCGGAGGCAGGGGCCAACGCGACGGCCGAGGACGACCAGAGGAUGGUGGAGGCCAUCUGUGCCAAGGCAGCCCUGGACCACAUCGACACAUUUCGCCACACCACCGACCCUCAUACCGGCCUCCCUCGAUUGCCCUCUCGCCCCACAGACGCCGCCCCCUCACUGCUCGACAGGAUGGACAGGGAGCCGCAUCUCACGUGGCUGAAUGGCGUGGCGGCGUGGCUGGCGAAUCUGGCGCUGCACGCAUGCCAGCCGGAGCUCACGGGCAGACACAUCACCUUGGAGCAGAUCGAGAAGAGCCUGUACGAGCUCCAUGAGUCCUUCAUGAAGGAGUCCUUCGUGGUGCAGGCCAGUGUGUGGGAGGCCCCAGCCACAGCAGACAAAGUGAUAGACCUGGCCAUCACCAUGUCGAACAAACAGGUGUGUGGCAAUGGACGAAAAGAAAGAGAGAGAGAGAGAGAGGUUUGUUUUACUCCUGUAUGCUUGCUGGAUUUGCGUGCCUGUGUGCAGGGGUGUGUGCCUCUGGUGCAUCCCUCACGUGGCGAGAAGCCAGGAGAGCCCCCCUCGGCAGCAGAGGGGGGCUCGGCGGCCGAGCGUCAGCAGCGCCGACGCCCCCUUCGCUGUUCCAGCAGACAGAGAAGCGCAUGGAGCGGCUGCCACACCGCCUCGUCACUGUGGACGAGCUGCUGAUGCAGAUGGAGCAGCGCAUCUCGAUGCCCACUGGGUGGCCAACAAGUAGACAGACAUGUAGAUUAGUCACUUUCAUGUCUCGCAUUUGCUCGUGUCCGUCUCAGGACAUCUCUGCACAUCGCUGCCCACGUUUUAUAUCUGAGUGGAGUGGAGUGUCCAAGGACAGCACCCAUCGCCUGUCGCCCAUGCAGAGAGCAGCGGGGUUGCCGACGCCAACCACCCCAUCGAGGAUGCCGGUGGUGUGUCUGGCCAUGGCGCGACGAAUGGGCUGGUUGUCGAGGGUAUGGGGAUGGUGGGGGAGCCGCUGGUCAAGGACGUCAGGCGAGAAGACACGUCGCCGGCAGAGGAGGGCGCCGACACCGCGAACGACACAGCCGGGAGGGAGGAGGCGGGCGAGAGAGAGGUGGAGAGGCAGGUGGACGAGGAGGAGCUGCCUGACGCUACCCCUGACACCACACAGCAGCAGCCGCCCGUCGAAAUAGCGCCGCCCGAGAGCGAGAGGGAGGGAGUGGAAGUGCAGGAGUUGGAGGCGGACCAACACUUACCACAGGUAUGUGCCUGAUGCCCGCCACAUGCACAUCCAUCCAUCCAUCCACAAAUGUUCUGUCUGUCUGUGUCUCUGUCUGUGUCUCUGUGUGCGUCUUGUCAGGUGUUCAAGUCUGACCCCGCACCUACAUCGCCACCCCAAGAGGUGCGCACCCCGGUCGUGGCCGAGCCAGCCAGCCUCUCCCGCACCCCCAGCAUCCCGCCGCACAUUGCUGCCCCCGCCGCUGCACCACCACCACCCACCAACUACACACCACCCUACCCCUACGCCACUGGACCACACCCCCUCGCAGCCGCAGCACCCAACCGGCACUCGCUCCCAAAAGCACCUAUGUGCCAGUGCCCGGCAUCGAGGCUGCAUUCGAGCCGCUGGCCAAGGUGCUGGUCCCCUGGCAUAUGGCGCCUCUGCGCGUCAGGCAGGACGGCCUUGAGGGGGGCUGGUACUUCAAUCCUCAGCAGCGCCGCUGGGAUCUGUGGGAGUGGGACGACAGCGUCGACAUGUGGGGCGUCAAGUCGUCCACCCAGGACUGGUGGAUGCGGGCGGCAAGUGCGACCUGGCAGUGGCGACCAGACAACGAGGAGCUGCGCCAGAAGACAGUGUCAGCCAUGUCGGCUCUGUGGGAAGGGGUAGUGGGCCUUUUCUCGUGUGAGUGCCAGUGAGGGCCCUGGGGGAGGGGAGAGGAGAGGAGGGGGCCGUGGCUGUGGGGUGGUGGCUGCAUGGGUGUUUGCUUGAGGUUGGUUGGCGUGUUGUCAUGCUUCAGAGAUCAUUCCAUGUUACAUAACUGCAUGGAGCGAGCGAGGCAGGAGGGUGGAAAAGAGGACCG
Molecule: messenger RNA, 3374 nt
Organism: Vitrella brassicaformis
Lineage: Eukaryota; Vitrellaceae
Source: the annotation of a GenBank genome assembly